CCAAUUUCGGAUCUUGUCCUCUUGUCAUAAAAUCAUUUCAGAUCUGAUUUUUAUUUGGUCCAACGCCAAUAUUGAAAAUUCAUUUAUAUACAAAAAAAAAAAAAUAGUUAUUAUUUUCAACCAAUGGGCCUUUCACAAUAACAUACAUAGGGCCAGCUUUAAAGUGUUUAAUUUUACAUGCCACAUAAAUUGGUUAAUAAUAAUACAUUUUCUUCACGUUUCUCGCUUUUUAAGUCCCUUUGAAGUGGGAAUGAUACUCGCGUGACUACCAAACUUCAUUGAUCCUCUCUCUUUCUCUCUCUCUCUCUCUGUGAUCAGUUUAAUCUCUACUGAAGAAAGAACGAAAGAAAGAAAGAUCCGUAUUAUUAGGCUUUGAAGCUGUCUCCUCAAAGUUUAAAGAUUGUUGUUUAAUCAAACAUGUUCAGAAGAAGGAAUGCUCACCAACUCGAGGAUGAUUCUCACAAAGAGAACAAGGUUAGAGAAUUGAAAUCCGCAAUAGGACCACUAUCGGGACAUAGUUUAGUUUUCUGCUCUGAUGCUUCAUUGAGGAGAUAUUUGGAUGCUCGUAAUUGGAAUGUGGAAAAAGCUAAGAAAAUGAUUGAAGAGACUCUUAAAUGGAGAUCAACCUAUAAACCUCAAGAGAUCCGUUGGAAUCAAGUAGCACAUGAAGGUGAGACUGGAAAAAUUUCAAGAGCUAGUUUUCAUGAUCGACAAGGUAGAGUCGUGCUUAUAAUGAGACCCGCAUUGCAGAACUCAACAUCAUCAGAAGGUAAUAUCAAGCAUUUGGUCUAUCUUCUUGAAAAUGCAAUCCUAAAUCUUCCCAAGGGACAAGAACAAAUGUCUUGGCUCAUCGAUUUCACUGGUUGGUCUAUGGCUGCUAAUGUUCCUAUGAAAACAACACGCGAAAUCAUCCACAUUCUACAGAAUCAUUACCCUGAGAGACUCGGUAUCGCCUUUCUCUACAAUCCACCAAGAAUCUUCCAAGCAGUCUACAAGGCUGCUAAGUACUUCUUGGACCCAUGUACAGCUGAAAAGGUGAAAUUUGUGUACCCAAAAGACAAAGCAAGUGAUGAACUGAUGACAUCACACUUUGAUAUUGAGAAUCUCCCCAAGGAAUUUGGAGGAGAAGCAACACUAGAGUAUGAUCAUGAGGAUUUCUCAAGACUAAUGUGUGAAGACGAUCUCAAAACCGCAAAAUACUGGGGAUUGGAGGAGAAGCACUAUCCGAAACCAAACGGUUUCUCUGCAUCCGAUGUUGUUCCUGAGCCGGCAACUCCUAUUGCAUCAGCCGCUAGCUGAGAGUUGAAUAUAUAAUAUACACAGAGAAACAAGAAGAGAAGAAGAAUAAAGGUUUAUUCUCAUUGAUAGAAGAAGGAGCCAUUAGAAUGUGCUGGUAAACUUGGAAAUUAAUAAUUUCAAGUCUUUGCCUCUUUUUCUUAUUAGUGAGCCAAAGACUUUUGAAUGUUUUAAUUAGAAGAGCUUAUGUAUGUGUGAGAGAACAUUGUUACCAUGUGUAAUACUACUAGUUUUGUGUUCAUUAAUUGAAAUAUGAGAUUAUCUCUUUUU
Molecule: messenger RNA, 1566 nt
Organism: Arabidopsis lyrata subsp. lyrata
Lineage: Eukaryota; Viridiplantae; Streptophyta; Magnoliopsida; Brassicales; Brassicaceae
Product: random slug protein 5
Exons: 6
Coding region: 418-1299 (293 amino acids)
Molecular function (GO): phosphatidylinositol transfer activity
Source: RefSeq, a predicted model, not a curated record